AAAUUAGAGUGAGAACAGAGGAGAAAUCUACAAAACCAAAAUCAUAGCGACAUUCAGGGGUUCAAGAAUCGGACUACCCUGCUGAUUUUCAAUAAAUUCUUUCGACGUAAAAAUAAAAUCGGGACUCAAAAUAACUGCAUUCAAGACAUUUUGGGAAAAGUCGCGGAAAGACCGUAUCCGUUUGAAGAAUAGGCGCAGGAACCACGCGAAAUUCUGGCCGUGUUUGAUACCAAAUCAAACCUUGUUCUUCCGUCUGUGCUUUCCCGCCAUCCGAUCUUAUUUUCCGAAGCUAGCGAAAAUCCUACGAGCUUUCGAACAUAGGGCCCGAGCAGAUUCGUAAAUUUGGCACCAGUCCUCUGAAAACGUGCCCCGUCCAAGAUGGCGAUUUGACACGGAAAACCCUGCCGCUUUUGGAGUGUUUUGUGCUCGGCGUGAAUGGCUCAACGAGAUCAGUCAUCAAGCUACUACGAAGUCGAACCCGCAGAACCAUACGUGAUGCCAAUCGAUUCAGACAAGCCAAGAGAACCUGCAUUAAACAAACAAGCAGCUCAAACGCAAAUUCAAGACAAAGCAGACUCUCAAUACGAACCUCUACAUAACGACCACCAGUAUCACUCACUUGCGCUUCAAGACCGAACAAAUACAAACAAUAAAAGCAAAGUAUUAAGUCGGGAAAAUCUCGGAUUUGCUCCGGCUUUUGCCGAGCAACCAUCGGCGAUCAGUCGUCAAAGCCUCGGGAAGGAAACGCAUGGUAAGAACAUAAGAAAAGUGGAAGGCUCGGGAAAUCGAUUUGAAUCGGUCAGGAUACCUGUCAGAUGUCUUAUUAUUACGACAUUAGUAAUUAGUGUCGUAUCUAUGCUGGUUGCGCUUUUGGUCGCUACAGGCACUGUAUCGGGGAGACAGUGUUCGUGUGAAGUCACAGAGUCCAAGGUUCAAGAAAUGCAAGCCAACACCCUCAAACUACAAAGAGAUUUUGAAGAACUUCAAAGAAAUUUCACGAGUCUGGUUUUAUCUGGCUUGAAAGGCGACAAGGGCCCACAAGGGCCUAAAGGCGAUACGGGUAUCACAGGCCCAGAAGGGCCUAAAGGCGAUACGGGUAUCACAGGCCCACAAGGGCCUAAAGGCGAUACGGGUAUCACAGGCCCACAAGGGCCUAAAGGCGACACGGGUAUCACAGGCCCACAAGGGCCUAAAGGCGACACGGGUAACAAAGGUGACCAAGGGGUGCAAGGAUUAAGAGGAUACAAUGGUACACAGGGAGCCAAAGGAGAAGCAGGGACUUCCAACCUCAACGCGUGCGAAUUCAAGAUAGCGACAUAUUCCUCAAGUCCCGGAGUGUCUGGUCAGACGAGUAUCACAGUAACGGAGGCAGCGGACAAGAGGAUCUUUGUUGCUGGCUGCAGCAGUAACAGAGCUGAUGUCGUCCAACAGGGUCCAAAGCAAAUAUCUGGUGGGUUGAAUGUCUUCGUGUGCGUGUGUUAUGGAGAUGCUGAAGGAUACUCUAGCAGAACUGGAAAUCUCGAAUGCCACAUCGCCUACACAGAGUGCCCACGAACAACCCAAGAACUCCUAAACAAACCCCUCGACUUCGCCGCUGACUACGACUGCAUCACCGCUGAAGAAAAAAACAUCAUAACCCACGCCAAGAGCUCUAUCCUAGUUUACAACCAAACACCCUGGCACAAAAAAGGCAACUCGACAUUCGACGUGACAAUGGGAAGCUACGACGGCGCUGAAACAUGCGAACUUGUAGGCAACUUCCUCCUCUCCCAACUCCAAGACCUUAACAUCAACCCUUUCACCAAACCGAACGCCCCACUACAGUACGUCCACCGCGAGAGCAACCACCCACCUACCAUCACAAAGAAUAUCCCUGCCAGUAUCAACAAACGCUUAUCUACACUAUCAUCAGACAAAGAAACCUUCGACCAAGCCGCCCCGCCAUACCAGAAAGCACUCGACGAAAGUGGAUAUAACUACACACUGCACUACGAACCAAACACCACAAGCAAACGCAAGAACCGCCAGCGCAACAACAUCAUCUGGUACAACCCCCCUUUUAGCUCUCGCGUUAUCAAUACAAAACAGCAGCGAUUAUACAAAAUUAUCGGAAUGGAAGAUGGAAAAGCGAAAACGAAUCCAGCUUAUCAGGAGGAGGAUUUCAUUGAUAUGAACGACCUUGAGAAAGUGCUGUCGGACUACACUCGGUCGUACUACGAUGCCGAUCCGAUUCAUGCAAGUUUUCAAAGAAAGUCACCCACUAAAGUCGCAUCUUCGCCUGAAAAGGAAGAAAAUAAUGAUUUGAGUGAAAAUAAGUCUUUGAGUGAUCACCAAGAAACACAAGAGCAAAAGUGGCAUCGAAAUGCCAGUCAUAACAGCACGUCAUGGCAGAACAUAAACAUCCACGAGUCAUUAGCAAAGGAAUUAGCGCGGGAUGAGACGCAAUCGAAUGAGAGGAGGAGGGCGCAAGCGAACAGUGAACAGAAGACGGAUCCGGUAACCAUGUCACGCCAAGAUAGGACGCACCAAGUCCACACAAAGCAUGUCCUAAUGACAGCUAGUGGUUUGGUUAUCAUAGUACCUUGUGAUUCGGAAGCUUUUUCCUUUCUUAUUGAUCUACUAAAGAGAAGUCCUUCAGGGGCAUUUUCAUUUCUUAUCUUGAAGAAAGGGGUUCGAUACAAAAUAAUGGCUCGACGAGAUCAGUCAUCAAGCUACUACGAAGUCGAACCCGCAGAACCAUACGAGAUGCCAAUCGAUUCAGACAAGCCAAGAAAACCUGCAUUAAACAAACAAGCAGCUCAAACGCAAAUUCAAGACAAAGCAGACUCUCAAUACGAACCUCUACAUAACGACCACCAGUAUCACUCACUUGCGCUUCAAGACCGAACAAAUACAAACAAUAAAAGCAAAGUAUUAAGUCGGGAAAAUCUCGGAUUUGCUCCGGCUUUUGCCGAGCAACCAUCGGCGAUCAGUCGUCAAAGCCUCGAGAAGGAAACGCAUGGUAAGAACAUAAGAAAAGUGGAAGGCUCGGGAAGUCGAUUUGAAUCGGUCAGGAAACCUGUCAGAUGUCUUAUUAUUACGACAUUAGUAAUCAGUGUCGUAUCUAUGCUGGUUGCGCUUUUGGUCGCUACAGGCACUGUAUCGGGGAGACAGUGUUCGUGUGAAGUCACAGAGUCCAAGGUUCAAGAAAUGCAAGCCAACACCCUCAAACUACAAAGAGAUUUUGAAGAACUUCAAAGAAAUUUCACGAGUCUGGUUUUAUCUGGCUUGAAAGGCGACAAGGGCCCACAAGGGCCUAAAGGCGAUACGGGUAUCACAGGCCCACAAGGGCCUAAAGGCGAUACGGGUAUCACAGGCCCAGAAGGGCCUAAAGGCGAUACGGGUAUCACAGGCCCAGAAGGGCCUAAAGGCGAUACGGGUAUCACAGGCCCACAAGGGCCUAAAGGCGAUACGGGUAUCACAGGCCCACAAGGGCCUAAAGGCGACACGGGUAUCACAGGCCCACAAGGGCCUAAAGGCGAUACGGGUAUCACAGGCCCAGAAGGGCCUAAAGGCGAUACGGGUAUCACAGGCCCAGAAGGGCCUAAAGGCGAUACGGGUAUCACAGGCCCACAAGGGCCUAAAGGCGAUACGGGUAUCACAGGCCCACAAGGGCCUAAAGGCGACACGGGUAUCACAGGCCCACAAGGGCCUAAAGGCGACACGGGUAACAAAGGUGACCAAGGGGUGCAAGGAUUAAGAGGAUACAAUGGUACACAGGGAGCCAAAGGAGAAGCAGGGACUUCCAACCUCAACGCGUGCGAAUUCAAGAUAGCGACAUAUUCCUCAAGUCCCGGAGUGUCUGGUCAGACGAGUAUCACAGUAACGGAGGCAGCGGACAAGAGGAUCUUUGUUGCUGGCUGCAGCAGUAACAGAGCUGAUGUCGUCCAACAGGGUCCAAAGCAAAUAUCUGGUGGGUUGAAUGUCUUCGUGUGCGUGUGUUAUGGAGAUGCUGAAGGAUACUCUAGCAGAACUGGAAAUCUCGAAUGCCACAUCGCCUACACAGAGUGCCCACGAACAACGCCAUAAGGAUGACAAAGACAUUUGUUAUGCAUCCACUAAGUGCUGUUGGUAGCCCCACUUACUUUAUUGAUUAAAUUCAGCUGACAUACUUCCAUUGAAUAUGCCAUUCCAGGUAUAAGUUUGCGCGCGCAUAACCAUAGAAACCUACCUCAACUACCAGAAUGCAGCGCGCGCUUUUUUAAGCUUACAUCAAACGAAGCACGCGCUGCAUGCCGGUAGUUGAGGUACGUUCCCAUGGUGAGUGCGCGCGCAUGCUUUAAAGGCGCGUAACCAGGAUCGGCUGAGGGGGCCUGCGCCGUCAAAGGUAUUAUAAGGAAAAAGCACAGUAUGUGAAUAUUCCUUUAUAAGGAAUGACCCUUUUUUGGUCGCAUAGGGGGGAUACGCGAGAAACCCACCCUGUGUAUGGGCCUGAAUUAUUUUACGUUUUUUGAGACAUGAAAGUAACACGAACUUUGCACAACACUAUCACAUACCAUCAUAAGAAGUGUAGCUUCUUUAUAAAAGUGCGUAAAUGUAUAGUCAAUGUUAGUCAAUACUCAAGAAUAUAAAAUAAUAAUCUAGAAUAUAAAAUAAUAAAUAAAACUGUUUAUAAUUUUUUAUUGAUUCUCAAAUGAAAAAAACUCCUACCAGACGACAAAAUUUUUGAGUGAUACGGAACUAUACCCGCUGCUACGGAACUACUCCCACUAUGUGCAAACAGAAAACAACAUAUAAAUCAAUAAAAUUUUAAAAUGUGUA
This is a messenger RNA of Nematostella vectensis (starlet sea anemone), 4800 nucleotides long. RefSeq lists its product as uncharacterized. The record is from RefSeq and is a predicted model, not a curated record. The transcript has 9 exons. The coding region runs from base 436 to 4068 and encodes 1210 amino acids. Lineage: Eukaryota; Metazoa; Cnidaria; Anthozoa; Actiniaria; Edwardsiidae.